CCCCCGCCGCAGCCCCUGCCAGCCCGCGUAGCCCUGGGCGUCCUCCUGGCGGGGGAGCUGCUGACCAGGUGCUUGGUGUCCCGGAUGGGGGCCUGCCUCCCAUUCAGGCUCCUCUCUCCGCCUCCUCCACCCCGCCGGACCCCUGCCACAGAGAAAUCAGGCUUCCCAGAACGAUUGCACCACUGCGGCUGCCGCCGGCCUGGCACUGCCCCCAAGCCUCGCAGUCCUGGCAGCUUUGAGGCAAGAACCCUGGGCGGGGGCCCACAUACCCAGAGUGCUUCAAUGGCUCAAAUCCUCCCCUGCACAAACCACAGAUCUUUGUGGGAUUUGGACACAGUCACUUCAUAUUUCCAGAACAUGGAUCAGGAGAUGUGAAGUGCUUCUCCGGGUCUGAGCAGUGUUAUUACCAGAGCUGAUGUGUAGGGUUAUGGAUUCUCCUGUACCAGAGCCAAGCCCUGGAUCCUGACUGAUGGAGGAAAACAUUUUUGGUAUGUUGUGAUUUGUGGGGCCUCGGGUGGUACUGGGAGGGAACAGGGAGGAGGGGACGGGAUGAAAACAAGCCUUCUAUGAAUGUACCUUUUAUAUGGUUUUGACUUGGGAGUCCUGUAAAUGAUUUGCAGAAUUCAAAAGCAAAAUUAAAUCAAAAGGGGAAAAAAAAUCCAACUUGAAAACCAUGGCAGUAAUAUGGAUUUUACUGAAUGCUUGAUAGGGAGACAAAGGGAGGGUUAUAGUACACACAGCACCACACACACACACAGACACACACACAACUCCUGAGUUAGACAUUCUUUCAUUGUUUUACCCCAUCUCUUAAUCGUCAAGCCUGAACAACCUUUAAAACCCUCUUCUGUUGUCCUAGCUAACAUCUCUCACCUAGCAACACAAGUGCCCUGCACUGAGCACAGCAGAAACCAGCUGUUGUUCCAGCAGGCCCCUUGGGGGCAGAUGCCUGAGAGUUUGAGAUCACACCACUGCAUCUUCAUGAUAAAAUUCUGCAAGGAUAGCACCUCCAGGCAUUAACUUUUCUCCAGAUCUGGUUUAUUUUCUUCUCAAGCACUGCGAAAUAAAGUCAGUUGGUGUUGGUUCUCUUCACCAACACUCUCCAAUCUUCCUUCUCCAGACUCUGAAUAGAGGAGGACCCCUGCUUUGGCAACAGCAAUUUUGAACCGGCUCUUAUCUGAAACACAGUCCUGGAGGAGAAAGAAACAUUAUCAAGUCAUUAGAGAUACUGCUUGGGUCCAAAUCAAACCAUAACAUUCACGAUCACCACAAUGGGAGUGUUUACAACCUCUCAGCACCAGGAGGUGCCUUGGCUUCUCCAAGGAGAGUGAUGGGAAGGGCAUCUGAGCACUUCUUUUUCAUUGAGGUCACGUGGUAGUUUCAGCCAUUAUAUUUCUAGCUUAAGAAUGGAGAGCAUUUUGUAGUAAUGUAUUUGUCACAAGAAUUUUGCCCACAGGUAACCUCUGCCUGCCCACAGCUGGAAUGCCUGCUGAAUCAAAGGUUGUGGCUUUUUAAAGCUGGCUUUGGCUAAAUAUGUCUCAGAUCACUCAAAGGGGAGGCCUUGGUCCCAAACUAAUGGAAAUAUUGGGUCAGAGGAUCCUGCCAACUCCAAGGUCUUUCCUGGUGUGGAAAGCUGGCUGGUUAAUUACACACAGUGCAGGCCCAGCAAAUAUGCUGAGUUUGAUUUUGGACACAUUGAGUUUGGAGCACCAGUGGGAUAUCCAGGUGCUGUCCAUGGACAGGAAAGCAGUUUGAACCUGAACUUUGCAAGAGAUUCAGGCUGAAGAUAUAGAUUUGAAAAUUAUGAUGCAGAGGUGAGAGACGGUCCUGGUGGAGACAGAAGGAAUACAGGAGAGGGUAAUGUCCAGGGGCCAAGGGUGGAGGAAGUGGUCACGGGUGUCAAGAGCUGCAGGAAGAUAGGUUAAGAACAUUUGUCCUUGUUCACUGGACAAGUAAGAUUUCUGAAGAGGACAGGUUAUGGGUAAUGGGAUCAAGAAUCUUGAAGAGGAGGUGGGUGUGUCCUCCAAGAGUUGAAACUGGGGUAAAUGCACAGUGGGACAACAAAAACAACCAGCAACAAUAACACAAUGGACUGUGAUCUGGGCAGGAGAUUAAACAAAUCUUUAUAUUAUUCUCCUUUGUUUAGAGAGGUUAUUAGCUUUUUGUGGCUAGAGCUUAGAGGGGGUUGGGGGCAGAACCAGACUGUUCUGUAAACUCAAAUAACAAUGGGAAGUUGGAGUCUGAUGACUAGAGAAAGGGAGAGGGGAAAUCUCAGUAGGAACAGGAAGAGAAAGGGAAAACAUGUCUCAGAAAAUACAUUAAGUCGAAGUCUGACAGAUGUGAGUGAGAAAGGCUGGGGGAAAACCAGUAGGGUUUGAGAAAUGGCAGUCCGUGCCCUGCACUUAUAGUGUAACCCCUCCUGGGAGCCCCCUAUCUGAGUAAAGGUGUGCACAUACCUCAGCUUUGUAUCAGUGGUGCAGUGGUGCUUUGGGGAAUGAAGGAUUCAGGCAGUGUUCAGGGUGGGGUGAUGGGGACAGACACUUUCAGGAAUCCAGGCCAGAGUGGAGAUCAAGAAUUCAAGGUGCCAACUAAAAAUUGUCACAAGCCAUUGUAGUCACUGACCUUCCACACACCCUGACAGGCAUUCAGGAUGGAGAUCAGGAAUAAAGCACUGUGUGCUCUGGGAAAAACUGGUAGAACAGGCCUUCAGAUAGUUACAUAUUUUCAGAAGAAGAUUUUAUGAGCCCAAUUUCUUGCAUCUUCUCAAAUGCAGAAAAGCACUAAAAUCAUUAACAGAGAUAUCUGCUCCUUGUGACUAGCAGCAACCUUCUUGUGACCAGCAGCAAUUUUCUGCCGAAAUAUGUGCUUGAUUGCAUGUAUCCUCCUUCACCAAAAUCACAUAUAUAUUGACCACCCCCCUUCUAUCUUUGGAGCAGUUCCUCAGAGCUACCUGAAAGGCUGUCUUCCCAGCUAAAGUCUUCAUUUUGCCCUCAAAUAGAACUGACAACUCUCAUAUUGUUCUUUUUUCUUUUUCCUGCCAACAAAUGCAAGUAGGAAACUAAAGCAAUGGUGGCCAGGGGAAGGAUAAGACCCCCAAGUAUCCUUGGCCUUCAUAGCACCAGGCUUCUCAAUAUAUUUGGGAUUAAUAUCUUACGUAUUUUGAAUAUUAUUUGAGUAUUAAAGGCUACAUUUUUGAGGAGCCUACUAAAGCCACCCAGGUGUAGAUAUCUAACUAGAGUGUUGAAGUAGACAAAUGAAUAGGGCCUGGGCUGGGAGGGUGAGCUGUUUCCAUACUGUGACCUCAUUUUCUCACCGACAGUGAGAUAAUCUGCUAAGGAUGCUCAAACGUCCUGAGAAAAUCUUGAAUAGAGCUUGAGGAAACUGUUUGGAAAUAGCAGCUUGGGAAUCCUCUGUCACAAUCUGUUUCUCCUUAUGAAUUGCUUGUGAGCAGGCACAUCUUAAAUAUUUUUUAUAUCCCCAAUGCAUUUGUAGAGGCUCAGUAAACUGUAGAGCAAUGAAUGAAUGGAAGAAGACGAGGGAGCAAGUCUGAGGCUGCCCAGACGGUGCAGUCCCAGAACCCAGGUCCGAGACAGUGACCUGCCAUCCUGCACCUGAAAAGAUCAAGCCCCGAGGCCAAGAGAAAAAGCAGCCCCGGUAUUAGCCCAGUCCAAAAGCCUGCUCCUUUAGGAGGCGGGGCUGGGGGGCGUAUUCUGCCUCUGCCCAUCAACUGACCAAUCCCCGCCUCAAGGGGGCGGGGACUUUAAGCUGUUUCCGCCCCUCCCUUUGUAAAGUACUAAAUAGUUUGGGCGCCGUUCAAACGGACCAAUGAGUGCUCGAUAUUUCCUGUGGUCGGGCCUCACCGAUUGGCCAGAGUUCUUCGUCCCUCCCUCCAUGCCACGCCUCUUGCCCCUCCCUUUCGCGCACAAGAUGGCGGCGCCCAGCGAAGUAGAAGCCGCGCCGGGGGUUUGCUGAGGCUCGCUCCCUUCCCCACUGCCCCUUUGGGCGCAAAUCGCCGCGAGCGCAGAGGACGGGGGCCGGGCGGGGGACAGGGGCACCUGCGUCGCUGGACUGCGAGCCUGCGCCCAGCCUGCGCCGCCCCCACCCGGCCCCGGCCUGGCCCGAUUCCUUCCGUUCCCGGUCUCCUGGGUCUGACCCGUUGCCCGGCCGUGGUACGUCACCACCAGGCCUUCAAAGCUGAGGUUUCUCUUCUAGCCCGGGAUCACCUCCACUUUGGAAAUGUUUGGCCUCUUUCCUCCCAAACAGCCCGCCUUCAAAACCGGGACUCCUGGACCGGCACCUGGCUCCCUUUCCCUCACCUGAGACUCCACUUCCUUCCAACCCACUUCCUCAGAUUCUCCCUGGAUUGGAGCCUGCUCACUUCUCUUCCAAAUUAAUUCCUGAACUCCCCAAAUAUUGACAGUUCUGAGACCCCCCCUCAACCGGGAGCCAGACUUCCUUUUGGAUUAACCUCCAUAGCACUAUCAUGGAAGCUGUGUAUUUGGUAGUGAAUGGGGUGGGCCUGUUGCUGGAUGUGCUGACCUUGGUGUUGGACCUCAACUUCCUGCUGGUGUCCUCCCUCCUGGCUUCCCUGGCCUGGCUCCUGGCCUUCAUCUACAACCUGCCACACACGGUACUGACUAGUCUUCUGCACUUGGGCCGCGGAGUCUUGCUUUCACUGCUGGCCUUGAUUGAAGCCGUGGUCCGGUUCACCUUUGGGGGCUUGCAGGCCUUGUGUACCAUACUAUACAGCUGCUAUUCUGGUCUGGAGAGCUUAAAGCUCCUGGGGCACCUGGCCUCUCAUGGGGCGCUUAGGAGCCGGGAGAUCCUGCACCGGGGCGUCCUCAAUAUGGUCUCCAAUGGCCAUGCUUUGCUGCGGCAGGCCUGUGACAUCUGUGCCAUUACCAUGAGCCUAGUGGCCUAUGUGAUCAAUAGCCUGGUCAACAUCUGCCUUAUUGGCACUCAGAACCUCUUCUCCCUGGUGCUGGCCCUAUGGGAUGCAGUGAUGGGGCCGCUGUGGAGGAUGACGGAUGUGGUGGCUGCCUUCCUAGCCCACAUUUCCAGCAGUGCUGUGGCCAUGUCCAUCCUCCUCUGGACCCCCUGCCAGCUAGUACUGGAGCUCCUGGCCUCAGCUGCCCGCCUCCUGGCCAGCUUUGUGCUUGUCAAUCUCACUGGCCUAGCGCUGCUGGCUUGUGUGCUGGCACUGACGGUGAUUGUGUUGCACCCGGACCUCACCCUGAGGCUGGCCACCCGGAUGCUCAGUCAGCUCCACGCCCGGCCAUCCUACCACCGACUCAGAGAGGAUGUUGUACGGCUGUCUCGUCUAGCACUGGGCCUGGAGGCCUGGCGCCACAUCUGGAGCCGAAGCCUGCAGCUGGCGAGCUGGCCAAACCGGGGAGGGGCACCUGGGGCCCCCCAGGGUGGCCCUAGGAGGGUGCCCUCAGCCAGGACCUGGCGACAGGACACUUUUCCUGAAGCAGGGCCCAGAUCAGAGGCAGAAGAGGAGGCAGUCAGGAUGGCCAGGGUGACAGCUGCCCGAGGCCGGGAGAGGCUCAAUGUGGAGGAGCCUGUAGCUGGGCAAGACCCAUGGAAGUUGCUGAAGGAGCAAGAGGAGCGGAAGAAGUGCGUCAUCUGCCAGGACCAGAGCAAGACGGUGCUGCUUCUGCCUUGUCGGCACCUGUGCCUGUGCCAGGCCUGCACCGAAAUCCUAAUGCGCCACCCUGUCUACCACCGCAACUGCCCACUCUGUCGCCGGGGCAUUCUGCAGACCCUCAAUGUCUACCUCUGAAGACUCCCUCCCUGUCUGCCCACCCCUCCACGCUCCACGCAGCCACCUGCGCGAGGACAGCAUUAACACCCGAUCUCUGGGUCCCAGACUGAAUCCCCUCCUGCCCUCUGCCGAACCUGAAGCCAUACAUCCAGGUCACUGAGAUGGGAAACCUGGAAGACUGUGACUUGGAUGGGGGCAGGGUAACAGCUUUUCCUUACCUGGCGGGUCCCCGUGAUGCUGAGUGUGGUGAGUGUGUCUCACCACUCAGUGUGAGACUCUCGACUCCCCUUCAGCUUGCCAGGGCCCAGCCAGAUGCAAGUGUCUGGGGCUCCUCUUCUCUGCUUUGGUGUUUCUGUUGGGGAUUUGUAGGUUCUCUCCCUGCUCCCUCCUCACUUCCUCCCCAGCUUCUGCAGCCAUACGUAUCAGUGUCAUUUGCGUGUUUUGGCAACCCUAAGGCCUUGGAAUGAUCUUGAACGUUUGCUUCCAGCUGGAGCCGCUGUGCCCUGGCAGGCUUUGGGGGGUAGUAUCUCAGGUGCCCUUAAAGCUACCACUUGUAGCUGUCAUGAUCUUAUGAGGCCCCCUCCCAACCUGAUCCAACAGCUGGGAUCAAGAGUUAACCCCCGGGGAUGUGUGUGUGUGUUUGCACCUGGCUUUGGGACCAUGUACCCUCUGGCACCCCAGCACCACUGGGAGCCUCAGGAGGGAUAGCAGAUUUCUACUCAUAUCCCCUUCACUCCGCACAUCACAGAGAAAAGUGGUGUUCCACUUCUGUUAGUCUCUUCUUGGCACUGGGGAAGGCAGACUGCACAUUGCACUAGGGUCCAAAAACAGAAGGGGCCAGGGUGUAGGGGCGUGCAGCUUCCUAAGGGGUCUGUCUGGCCCAGGUUCCAGGGAAUAAAGUCCUGUUACAGCUCUGA
Messenger RNA from Vicugna pacos (alpaca), 6684 nucleotides. RefSeq names its product ring finger protein 26 (gene RNF26). NCBI's taxonomy places the organism in Eukaryota, Metazoa, Chordata, Mammalia, Artiodactyla, Camelidae. The record is from RefSeq and is a predicted model, not a curated record. Gene Ontology annotation, biological process: protein ubiquitination; ubiquitin-dependent protein catabolic process. Gene Ontology annotation, molecular function: ubiquitin protein ligase activity.